This is a messenger RNA of Cucumis melo (muskmelon), 1765 nucleotides long. RefSeq names its product cyclin-P3-1. The record is from RefSeq and is a predicted model, not a curated record. Gene Ontology annotation, biological process: regulation of cyclin-dependent protein serine/threonine kinase activity. The coding region runs from base 911 to 1561 and encodes 216 amino acids. Gene Ontology annotation, molecular function: protein kinase binding. NCBI's taxonomy places the organism in Eukaryota, Viridiplantae, Streptophyta, Magnoliopsida, Cucurbitales, Cucurbitaceae. The transcript has 4 exons.
AAACUAAUACCAACGAAAAGGAAACUUUAUAGCUUUAUGUGAUUUUCUUGGAAUUUUUUGCCUGCCAACAAGUCAUUAUUGUCGUUGUUUGCUCAGCCUCUGCCCAUAGCUUAAAAUCUCCAUUGAGUGAUCUGUGCUUUUCACUUUAGUAUUCUGGUGGAAUGGAAUCUCUAUGUUCUGUUUCUUUCUCUCUCUGUGCUGGAUAUACCUCAGUGAGUAUAUGAUACUUUUUUCCCCUAUGAGGUUUCUUAGAUGAAUGCUCCAAAUGCCUAAUACUUUUCCAUUGUGAUUUGAAAGCUUGAAUAAUUGUGCCCAAAUGGACCCAAAUGACAUUAAAUAUUUGUCCUUGGUGACUAUACAUGAAAGGAAAGAAUAAAUAUAGAUUAAAGCUACUUUAUUCAUAUUCCUCUCUAAUAUUCCCAAGAAAUGAACCAAACCAGAAUCGUGAGAAAUUGCUGUCUACAGGCCAGAGUUAUGAAUAAGCUUGUUUUGAAACCAACUUUCUCCUUCUCUGCUUAUGAAGAACUACCUAGCUUUUCUGCCUGACAAGUCAAGUAUGCUCAAGCAAUAAAGAUUGAGAAGGUUAUUCAAGAAGCUCUAAACUCUAAGCCCCUUUUACUGGUGCAUUUCAGGCAUUUUAUGUCUUCUUUUCUUCCUAUAUUUCCCCAAAAUUGCCUGCCUCAGGGUCUGUGAGCCACUUUCAUAUACCGUUAUCGUCUGAUUUUCGUUAAGAUCAUCCCGUUUUUGUUCUUUGAAGCACAUGAACAGUUGCCUCCGGAAUUUGAUAUCGUUCAAAUAAUUGUAGCUUUAGAAGUUGGCUUUUGAAUCUGUUGGGGGAAUAGUCUUUAUACCUUGCAAUAAUGUUGGUUCUAGUAUCAGAUUAAGAAGGGACCCACUGGUCUAGAUAAAGAUGAGGGAAAUGGCAAAUAAUAGUAUGGAUUUUCAAGUAGAAACAGAUUCACUUCUUGGACUGAGUGAAUCUGGGAAACUUAUUUCGAGUUCUCCACAAGUUUUGUCAAUUCUUUCCUCUGUUUUCGAGAGGUCGAUUCAGAAGAAUGAAAAGCUAUUGAAAAGACUCAAAAAGAAAGACAACGUUACAAUUUUCCACAGUUCCCGAGCUCCUACCAUGGGCAUUGGACAAUAUAUCGAUCGCAUCUUGAAGUACACAUGUUGUGGAACUGCUUGCUUAAUUGUUGCCUACAUAUACAUUGAAAGGUAUCUUCAAAAAAUGGAUGUUUACCUUACUUCUCUGAAUGUCCACCGCCUUCUGAUCACCAGCAUCAUGGUUGCAGCAAAGUUUACCGAUGCCGGGUGCUAUAACAAUACUUUUUAUGCCAAAGUAGGAGGAGUGAGUACAAAAGAAAUGAACAGCUUGGAGAUAGAAUUUCUGUUCAAUUUGGACUUCAGACUUCAUGUCACCGCUGACGUUUUCAGUACUCAUUGUUUGCAGCUUCAAAAGGAAGUUCUUGGGGGAGAGAAUCAAGUCGAACGUCGACCCGGUAACAAAGCUCGAACUAAAUGUUUGCCUCAAAUUACAGGGUAUACUUGCAGUGCCAUUUAAACACUCCAAGGAAAAUCUCUCUUUCUUGAAUUUCAUGGUUAGUUUAGUGUUUCAGUCUCUGGAGUUGUAUGAAAUAUUUAUAUUAUAAAGCUUCAAUUCUUAGACUAAAUCCAGAAAGUAAAAAGAUUGUAACAGGAAGAGGAUGGGAUUGUAGAGAUUCAAUGAAAAAUGUUUCCAAUGCAUUCGAAAUCUUUUAUAAUUCAA